AUGGUUGCCGCAGAUGGACAUGCAGUUCAAAUUAUAAAUGUUGAAGAAUGUAUGAAGAAAACAUCAUUCACUCUAGAUGAGGAGUCUUUGUCUUCAAUUCUUUUAAGACCGGAUGUGCGUGACAAAAAAGUUGUUGUGGUUUCAGUUGCUGGUGCGUUUCGUCAAGGAAAAUCGUUUUUACUGGAUUUUUUCCUACGUUAUUUGUUGUCCAGUGACCGUACUAACUGGCUAGGAGAUCCAGAAACACCUUUGAAGGGCUUUCCUUGGCGAGGUGGUUCGGAGAGAGACACUGUUGGAAUAUUGUUAUGGAGCGAACCAUUCUUUAUGACUCUACCAUCUGGAGAGGAAGUAGUCGUUCUGUUAAUGGAUACACAGGGUUCUUUUGAUAGUACUAGUACUGUGCGUCAGUGUGCUACGGUUUUCGCUUUGAGUACAAUGGUUAGUAGUACUCAAGUUUACAACAUUCAUGGUAAUAUUCAAGAAGAUCACCUGCAGCAUUUGCAUUUAUUCACUGAAUAUGGUCGACUUGCCUUAGAAUCUGAUAUUUCCGGGACACCUUUCCAGCAUCUUUUAUUCCUUGUUCGUGAUUGGAGUUUCCCGUACGAGUAUGACUUCGGGAAUAAUGGUGGUAAUCAACUGCUCGAUAAUCGCCUCAAGAUUGUUCAACAGCAUCACACAGAGCACCAAGCUGUCCGCCGUCAUAUUCGCUCUUGUUUUUCCAAGUUGGAUUGUUUCCUAAUGCCUCAUCCCGGUCUUAAAGUUUCAACAAAUCCAAAAUUUGAUGGACGAGUAAAAGAUAUCGAUCCUAGCUUCGUUGAAAAUCUUAUCGCUUUAGUCCCUCAUUUGUUAGCUCCAGUUAAUCUGGUUGUUAAAAAGAUAAAUGGUCAGGAAGUUACGUGUCGUGAACUUUUUACUUAUUUCAAAGCAUAUAUAAAAAUUUACGAAAGUGAUACUCUUCCAGAACCACGUUCUAUGUUGGAAGCAACUGCCGAGGCAAACAACCUUAAUGCGAUAUUAACAUGUCAAGAGAUGUAUUCUGAGGCUAUGAACAAGAUUUGUGGACCUGAUCGGCCGUACAUCAAUCCAACUGAUUUAGAUUCAGCUCAUUUAAAAAUAUAUAAGGCUGCUGUUCAGAAAUUUAACACAAUUCCUAAAAUGGGCGGUGAAGCUUUCUCUGCAGGUUAUUUGGAGCGCUUAAAAGAAACAUUAAAACAACUGGGAGAAGAUUAUCGGAUGUCAAACUCUAAGAAGGAUAUAUUCCAGACAUUUCGUACUCCUGCUGUUUUGGCUGUUGUUCUACUAAUUUUCCAUAUUGUUACAGGAAUAUCAGAAUUUAUUGGUUUAUCAAUGGUUUCGGGUAUAUUGGCCCUACCAUUUUAUAUUGCUUUAGUGUCAUUGUUCACGUGGUUGUUUUUAAGUUACACUGGUCGAGCCCCAGAAUUAGCUAGUGCCAUCGAUCAGUCAGCUGAGUUGGUAAUAAAGAAGGUAUUCAACCCUGCGAUAAAAAUAGUUGGUAAUCGUGGAAUGGCUCAACUAGUUGGUGGUAAUCUUGUUUCUGACCAAACAACAAGAAGUUGA
Molecule: messenger RNA, 1578 nt
Organism: Schistosoma rodhaini
Lineage: Eukaryota; Metazoa; Platyhelminthes; Trematoda; Strigeidida; Schistosomatidae
Source: the annotation of a GenBank genome assembly